Solanum tuberosum (potato) is the source of this 1804-nucleotide messenger RNA. Its product is annotated as IAA-amino acid hydrolase ILR1-like 3. The coding region runs from base 342 to 1658 and encodes 438 amino acids. The transcript is spliced from 5 exons. Gene Ontology annotation, biological process: auxin metabolic process. Gene Ontology annotation, molecular function: IAA-Ala conjugate hydrolase activity. NCBI's taxonomy places the organism in Eukaryota, Viridiplantae, Streptophyta, Magnoliopsida, Solanales, Solanaceae. The record is from RefSeq and is a predicted model, not a curated record. Gene Ontology annotation, cellular component: endoplasmic reticulum.
UUAAAAAAAAUUAUUGAAUCCCACCACAAAAACAUGAUUGGGUUUGUUCUACAAAACUGAAAAUCACAAUAAUUGUAAACAUCUUUAACUGAAAAUCAUAACUACAAUAAAAAAUCGCAACAACUGCAGCAAAACAAAUAUUGAAACAAAUUUAAAUUUAAUCGACAUCCCAUGAAAAAAAAUCAUUGAGAGAAAAAGAUACUGUCCGACAGUAUCAAAAUUAAAGUUCUUUUUUUUAAAAAAAAUUGUAAAAAUUCAGUGAAAGUUUUGAAGCCAAAAUCUCAUAAAAGAAGGAGAAGAAUAGCAAUAAGCCUGAUUACUUCAUUCUCUUGUUUACAGAUAUGGGUUCGUUUUGCAUAAACUUGACACUCAUAUUGGCUUUACUAUCCACUAGUUUUCCGUACAAUUCAUGGGCUGUAGAUGUAGAUACUAAUUUGGGAUCUGAAACUGAGUUACUAACUCGGGAGCUUAUGGAAUCGGCGAGGCAACCUGAGUUCUUGGAUUGGUUGAGAAGGACGAGAAGAAAAAUCCAUGAGUACCCGGAAUUGUCUUUUCAAGAAUACCAAACGAGUCAAUUUAUCCGAAAUGAGUUGGAUUCACUUGGGAUCAAGUAUUUGUGGCCAGUGGCUAAAACUGGUGUGGUGGGAACUAUUGGGUCUGGUGCUCAACCUUGGUUUGGUUUGAGAGCUGACAUGGAUGCUCUCCCCAUUCAGGAAUUGGUAGAUUGGGAGUUCAAAAGCAAGAUCGAUGGAAAAAUGCAUGCUUGUGGCCAUGAUGCUCAUGUUACCAUGUUACUUGGAGCAGCUAGACUGAUUCAGAACAGAAGGGACAAGUUAAAGGGCACAAUUAAGCUUGUCUUCCAACCUGCAGAAGAAGGAUAUGCUGGUGCCUCGUAUAUGUUAGAAGAAGGAGCUUUAGAUGGAUUUCAAGCAAUGUUUGGCUUGCAUGUCUGGCCAUUUAUGCCCGUUGGCACUAUUGGUUCAAAACCUGGUCCUAUUAUGGCUGGCUCUAGCAGGUUUACUGUAAUAAUGCGAGGGAAAGGCGGCCAUGCAGCAACACCACAUAACACAAGGGACCCAAUAUUGGCUGUUUCUAUGGCAGUUCUUGCACUCCAGCAACUUGUUUCUCGAGAAACUGAUCCUUUAGAGCCUAGGGUGCUCACUGUUGCAUUUGUAGAUGGUGGUCAAGCCGGUAAUGUAAUCCCCGAAAGUGUAAGGUUUGGUGGCACCUUCCGGUUCAUGACAUUAGAAGGAUAUUCCUAUCUUAAGCAGAGAAUCAAAGAGAUCAUCGAGACUCAAGCAGGCGUACAUCAGUGUUCUGCCACUGUCAGUUUCAUGGAGGAAAUGAGACCAUAUCCGCCAACUAUAAAUGAUCCCAAGAUCUAUGAUCAUAGUAAAAGAGUUGGAGAAAUCUUGCUUGGCAAUAAUAACGUGCAGCAUUCCCCAGCUUUGAUGGCUGCAGAGGACUUCGGGUUCUAUUCCCAGAGGAUGGCAACUGCAUUCUUUUUCAUUGGGACACAAAAUAAAACAACCUCAUCUUCUGUUAAAGGUUUGCACUCCCCGUACUUCACCAUUGAUGAAGAAGUUCUUCCAAUAGGAGCAGCCCUCCAUGCUGCUGUUGCCAUAUCUUACUUGGAUACACAUUUUAAGUCAGAGUAACACAAAAAACAUUGGUGAUUAUUAUUGUUUGGCAAUUGAACAAUCAUCCUGCUCAUAAAUGUUGAGAUUUGACUUUAUUUAUAAGCAGACAAAUCUGUAUUAUUUUUAAUAAAGAGGGGUUCCCCUCAGAUGGUAAGCACCCUCCA